Molecule: messenger RNA, 2133 nt
Organism: Cutaneotrichosporon cavernicola
Lineage: Eukaryota; Fungi; Basidiomycota; Tremellomycetes; Trichosporonales; Trichosporonaceae
Exons: 6
Coding region: 1-2133 (710 amino acids)
Biological process (GO): negative regulation of transcription by RNA polymerase II
Cellular component (GO): Sin3-type complex
Molecular function (GO): histone deacetylase binding
Source: RefSeq, a predicted model, not a curated record
AUGUCUGUAUUGCGGAGGUCGUCCUCGCCUCUGUCAUCGGCAUCGCCGUCGCCACCGCAGGUCCCGACCGGAGCUAGCACGGCGCCGCUCACUGCCCUCAACCUUGGGCCAUCCGCGGCAGCAGACGACGAACCAGGCAUCGUAGGCGGCAGUAGCCCGACGACAUUAACCGAGCCUCUCACAGAGAGCGACCUCACAGAGGACGAGGAGGAGAUGGACGAGCCGACCAACGAGCUUGUCACGCCCGACGACGACGCGUUGGACGCGCUGUCGGACAUUGGCGACGAGGACGAAGCUGAUGGCGACGCGGCGGCCAUCACCCACGCCAGACAUUCACCCGAGGGUUCUCCACUCUCGCCGUCGCCCUCCCUCACCCCGCCGCCCCCUUCCGACCCGCCCCAUCCCGAAGCCCUUCCUUCCUCGCCAAGCGCGGCGGCCGAUGUCGCCCAUGGCGCCACAAUCGUCGAACCGCACGAUGACGACGACGACGAUGAUGAUGAUGACGCAGUGCUCGCUGACAACUCGGCACCUGAGGAUCGCGGAGCGAGCAAAGCAGGAGAGGACAGCGGCGACGAGGAAUUGACCCCCGCAGCAGAGGAAGCGGACGGCGACAUCACCAUGCGCGCAGCGGAUGCGGCAGAUGAAGCAGCUGCCGAGAACGACGACGCCGUCGAAGCUCUAGACAGCUCUAUCAAGCAGGAAGCAGGCGAUGGCGACAUCGAUCUGGAGGAUGAGCACGCAGAAGCUGAGGUGCAGGCGGAAGAAGCACCAGAGGAGGCGGAGGAGGAAGCGGAGGCCGAGGCUGAAGAGGAGGCUGAUGAGACAGACGCGGCAGAUACAGCCACAGUGCUGUUUCGGGCCGGGCACUCGUCCCACGCGCCGUUACCCACGCCAGCUGCGAUCCGCGCGCUGUUCGCCCUCGAGGUCAAGUUUGCAGCUCUGCGUGACCGCCUCUACGUUGAGCGGCUGGAGGAGGCUGCGCGUGAAGAGGAGAUGGUCCUCAACGGGACGCAUCCCGCUCUGGUCCAGCUGAACCACACGUUGCAAACACGGCGCGAGCGGCUGCACGAAGUGGCGUCGCGGAGACACCAAGAGUCGAUCAAGGACCUCUGUACCUGGCGCAAGAUCGAGGACAAGAUUUCCUGGUCGACAUGGACUGACCAACGAGACCAACUUCACUGGGACGAGUUUGAGGCGACGUGGAGCAAGCGCAGGCGCCUUGCUCGCGAGAAGAACGAACUGGAGACACCCAAGGUCCACCGGCCCGUUCCUCGCGUUGACCGGCCACCGAAGCCCUUCGACUGGUCUGCAGGUGCUGUGCCACCAAGACUGUCGGCUGAAGACGCAUUGAGAGACCUUCGACUUAUGGACGCGCGACGACUGCAGCAGCAACAACAACAAGCAGCAUCGCGACAUGCGUCGCCGAUGUACGGGUCGUAUGCUCAGCCAUCAACCUCGAUGUACCCUUACCAGGCUGCGCAACAUCCAGCAAACUUCCUGCAGGGUGACCAGGCGCACGCCGACAGGCGGCACCUGGAAGCCCAGACGCAACGACCACCGCAGCAAUCACACAGGCAGCCCGCUGCGAGCCAGCACGCAGCGCAGCCACACGCUCCCCCACCAGAAGUGUCACGAAUGCCCGCGGCCUCUGCAGCCGGGCCAUCACGACCACAGCCACAGGCAUCACAACGCAAGGUGGACCCCUACUCAAUUCCACCACGGCGCGAAGUGCCAGCGCAAAUGCCAGCGCAGACGAACGGCGACGGGCGGAUGAACGGACACGCUGCGCGACAGGCGCCACGUCCCCUGGCAGCAGCGGCAGGGAGUGCCGCCCCAGCCCAAUCCGCAACUGAUACCAAGCCGGUUGUCACUUCAGCAGCACAGCCCGAGCGUCCUGCAUCACGCUACCCCGGGUUCACCGACUUUCUCUCUGGUGGAUCAGCGCCACAGAACUCGUUUCAGCACCAUCUGAAUGCCCCCAGCAAGCCUGCGCAGGCUGGGAACAGCUCGCCUGCGCAGGCUGGGAACAGCUCGCCUGCGCAGGCUGGGAACAGCUCGCCUGCACCUGGUGCCCCACUCGUGCGCCCCGCAUUCUCGCCACAAGUACCGGCAGGGAGCGCUCAGCGCAGUUGA